This is a messenger RNA of Phlebotomus argentipes, 3284 nucleotides long. RefSeq lists its product as uncharacterized. The record is from RefSeq and is a predicted model, not a curated record. Lineage: Eukaryota; Metazoa; Arthropoda; Insecta; Diptera; Psychodidae. Gene Ontology annotation, molecular function: protein binding. The transcript is spliced from 19 exons. Gene Ontology annotation, biological process: positive regulation of voltage-gated calcium channel activity; positive regulation of protein localization to plasma membrane; skeletal muscle contraction. Bases 676 to 3261 code for a protein of 861 amino acids. Gene Ontology annotation, cellular component: extrinsic component of cytoplasmic side of plasma membrane.
UGAAUCGUCGCGGCGUUGGUCAGACGUCUCGGAAGUCACCUUCGGCGGUUUCGAGGGUUUCAAGACACUGGAUUCAGCCGUGAAAGUGUCUCUGACUUUAUGUUGAGUUCCACAUUGUCGCAAUUCGUGUCUGAUUUAUCAGUCAUGAGGAAGAGUGUCCAAGGGCAGAAGAGUGCCAGUGAGUGCCGAAAAUAGGACGCCAAGAAUCGGGAGUGAUGACUCGCGUGUGACUUUGCUGAUCUCCCGAAAGACGGUCUCAAUAUUGGGCCUCAGCUCAAACGAUGAUCGUCAUGGACGGAAUAAAUCGUGCGACACAAUGUUUCAACGGAAAAAGAUCAGCCGAGUGAGUGUAGAAUUUCAAGGGGAGCCGAUUUCGCGAUUUUCCUCGCCGCAUCUCGCGUGUGUGUGCUCCGCAAUCAAUGGAUGGAUAACGCGUAGACAUGCGGGAGAGCGUGUGAAGUGAUAAGGAACAAUGUAGAGAGAUAUCUACAUUUCGAGACAGUUCUUUUUCGUUUCCUUUAAUUUCCGCCACGGACCUUCCGUUGGCGCAGCCUCGCUUGUCUCCUUGACGGUGAAAGUGCCACAUCGACGCAACAGCAAAGAGACUCCUCAAGGGCCAAUCGCAGUCUCUUCGGGUGGCGUGGGACUCGCUCCGGAUCUCAGGGGCCCCCCGCGAUGGCCGCCUCGUCGGGAAUUCUGCGAGACUCCUGCCAUCCCAGCCUCAACGAAGCUCUUAAGUCUCACAACAGCGUCACCUUUAAACUCGUUAAGACCGUGUCAGACUUUACGGAAUCUCUAGCUCAAGUGUAUGAACAACAUGCUGAAGCUCUGCAAGUGCUCGUCUCGAAUUACCGAAAGAAAAACAGCGAGCUGCGAAAGGAACGUCCUGCCUGCCACUCGACCCUGUUCCAUGCCUGGGAGACGCUUUUGCAGGAGAUUGAAGCGGAUUCUCAGUCCACUAGCGACGUGGCGAACGCCCUAUCACGACAGGUUGCUCGACCAUUGCUGGAGAGGUCGUUUCACAGGAAAGUGCAGAGCAGAAAGAUCUUCACUCACCGUGAGUCAUUUGACACAAUUAUUGCAAAGACUGAGGAAAAAUUAUCAAAAUGCCGAAUGGAUUACAAACAGAGCUAUAUGGCUCACCGUUCGAAUCCCACACAACAUUCUCUGACUCUCUACAUCGACUCGCACAAUGCUUACGUGCAACAGUUGCAUGCAACCAACGCAAUGCUGGAGGCUUACCACUGCGAAACUCUGCCCCAACUGCUGCUGGAGCUGGAAGACAUCUACAACGAUCUCUGCGCCACGAUCUCCGAGGCUGUCCUCCAAGGAGCCGAAGCCAUCUCAAUGAAGGCAAUCGAGCAGGCAAAGAGAUACGAUGGGCUGUCGAACCAGUGCAAGUCGGUGUCUGGACCACAGGAUUUGGGUCACUUCACGCGAGUCCUGCCGCUCCCAGCAAAUCCCUCGAAAGUUCCUAGGAAAGCCUUCGCCCCGCCCCAACCCGCGCCCGGACCCGAAGCUGAGGAUAUUCCGGAGUACGAUGAAAACCUCCCUCCGUCUUUGCGUAAUGAAUUGGUCGUGGAACGAGGCGCCUCCAUUCAGGUUCGACCCUCACUGGAGGCUCUCAAACGGGAAGCCGCCGACUUGGAGAUGCAAAUUAGACAACUUCAGGAUUCAGUAGAUGCUCUAGUUCGUAACCAGUUGCGUGGUCUCGAGAGUCAACUUUACAACAAAGCCAAUGAAUUGCAAGAGGACAUUUCGAUGAAAAAGUUUGACCUCAGGGCCAAGCAAAUACAUCUUGCCGCUGUUAGGGCUCAGAGAGAACUUUUCUUGGCCAGAGUUGAACCCGGAUCACCUCGAGGCGAGCGAAAAUUGUCCGUUUCGAGUUCUUCUUCUAUGAAGACAAAGUGGCUGAAGGCAUUCAGGAGUCUGAAACCCGCUUCCGGAUCAGCAGUAAACGAAAAAUCGAAUCAAAUGUAUCACGCAGUGUCAACAGUUUUGACGAUGAGGAAGAAUGGAGCGGCGGCGGCGCCAGAGAGGAUCCGCGUCGGGGAUGGAGACACCCACAAUUUGCAAGAGUACACCUAUAAGAAGAUAACACCGUGCGAUGUUUGUUCUCAAGUACUCAGAGGACACACUCGCCAGGGACUUCGGUGUCGGAUCUGCAAGAUGAAUGCUCACGCGGAUUGUGCGUCGCAGCUUCCCAAAUGCCAAGUCAAGCAGAAACUACUGAGACGACAGAAGAGCACCUCAGAGAUUGAGAACAGGGUUGAAGUGGAGGAAGAAAAGCCCAAUGAGAUAGACCAAAUCUAUCAGGUAUUGAAACAGGCGGGGGAGAUCUCGAACAAGGGCAGCGAGAAAACGGGCAAUGGCGGAGCCGCAGCGCCGCCGGACAUUGUUAUCAAGGCGCCCGAGUGUCCAGAGCGCUCAGCACUGCGACGCGCGCCGCCCAAGCCAGCGCCCCCGACCGGAGCGCCGCAGCAGCGCCAGGGCCUCGUGGCCCCACUGGCCGAUGUCUCGAGCUCAGCAGCCCCUCAUUCGCCGCGACGCCAGAAAUUGAAUUUGCGAAUGAAGUCGCUGAGCUUGGACUCGCCAGAGUCCUCCGAACUCCAUGGCCAGAUGAGACGACGAGGUGGUCACGCGGGACCGUCGAGCUCAAACUAUCACGGAGGAUCAGGAGGCGCCUUGGAGCACAGCACGCCCCCGUCGAACAACAGUCGCCUGCACUCUCCAUCGAGUCCAUCGCAGCAGCAGCGAAAGCUUCUGUACGCCAACCGAGGACUCCGCACAGGAUCAGUGGACUUGCCAGACGACGUGGAGAAGAGCCUGUCGUCGGCCAGCACCUCACCUUGUCCAUCUCCCGUAAGGCAGAAUCAGAAACCUCAUCGUUUGCUGCCGACGAACCUCUAUGUUGUGCUGUACAACUUCAAAGCGCGCCAUCAGGAUGAACUCGACCUCAAAGCUGGCUACAAGGUGACGGUAAUUGACACGUCAGACACCGACUGGUGGAAGGGAAAAUGCCUGGGGCGCGUUGGAUACUUCCCAUCAAAGUACUGCACAAGACUGGCUGCUGGCGAGAAGCCUCUGCAGGUCACCCACAAUCUACAAGUCAGUGACGGCGAGCGUGGCGACAGCGGAAUGACUUUGCUGCGAGACCAGAUAGUUAUUCAGGUCGGCGAGGAAGUGGGCGGCAUGGUCAUGGUGCGCUCAGCCGAGAAUCGCCAGGGUGUGUGUCCGGUGAAGUAUCUGCAGGAAGUGUGACAGCCAGAGCCUGUGAAGCCGGA